Molecule: messenger RNA, 898 nt
Organism: Micropterus dolomieu (smallmouth bass)
Lineage: Eukaryota; Metazoa; Chordata; Actinopteri; Centrarchiformes; Centrarchidae
Exons: 7
Coding region: 112-810 (232 amino acids)
Biological process (GO): response to bacterium
Source: RefSeq, a predicted model, not a curated record
CAGUCUAGGUUCUGUUUAAGGUUUCUACCUGUUAAAAUGAGGUCUUUCCUGCCACUGUUGCCAAGUGCUUGCUCAUGAUAGAUAUUUUACAGAGCUUCAGUCAUCCACACUAUGAUGAACUUUACCUUGAUAACAGCUUUCCUUCUCUGCAGCCUCAGCUGGAUCUCUGUCUCAGUUUCUGAGUCUCAGACUGUGGCGGUCGAGCCUGGUGAAGACGUCACACUGCUGUGCUCCAACAUUUCCAAAAAUGAAGGUGUAACAUUCUGGAUCAGACUUGUCCAGAGAACCAACAUCAGCUGUAUCUCUGUUAUGAUCACAUCUAAAAGCAAUGCUACAUUCUGUGAUGGAUAUCAAGAUGGAAGAUUUGAAAUGAGCUCCAACAUCUCUGCUGUCUUUCUCAAAAUCAAACAAGUGGGUCUAUCUGACUCUGGACUGUAUUUCUGUGGAUUUUAUGUAAACGGACUUCCAAGUUUCAGUUUAAUUCAUUUAGGCAUUAAAGGCAGCAAUGAGUCGCAUGAUGACGUGGACAGCAAGUGUGAAAAAGAGUCUGACGGAAUAGCAAAGCUGACGAGUGUGAUCCUGGGCGGCCUGACUGUUUUCCUUGUAAUAGUCAUCAUCGGUCUGGUUGUUAAAAACAGGAAACUUCAGACAGCUCAUAAAGAAGAACAGAAUCCAGAGCAAAGAGAGAACGUGGCCUCUAAUGAGCUGACCUACGCAGCGGUGAAAUUUCGAGCAAAAGCAAAAAGAAGAGAUGUGGAGACAAAUGUUUUUAAUGCUGCUCAAGAGACAUCUGAUGCUGUAUCUUAUUAAUAUGCUUUGGGGCUUUUUAUGGCUUGUUGGUGAGAGCAAUGACCACUCUUGCCAAAAUGUUUAUUUUUCAAUAAAGAUUCAAUAUUUA